Molecule: messenger RNA, 2972 nt
Organism: Zonotrichia leucophrys gambelii
Lineage: Eukaryota; Metazoa; Chordata; Aves; Passeriformes; Passerellidae
Gene: ANKRD66
Product: ankyrin repeat domain 66
Exons: 4
Coding region: 227-775 (182 amino acids)
Cellular component (GO): nucleus
Molecular function (GO): protein binding
Source: RefSeq, a predicted model, not a curated record
AUCUCCCGGCUGGGGCUGGCUCAAGCAGAAGGAGCCCCGAGGGAAAAUUCCCCCGGAUGGGUUGCAACACCCCGCGGAGGAGCUGCAGUGCCUGUGGCCGGGUGAGCAGCGCGGGACGGCGCUUUGGCUCAAGGUGCUGCUUGACCUACUGAAGCUGCUGAGAGGAGCUGAUCAUCAGUGAACACCACUGAAUGACCAUCUCUGUCACCACGUGCCUUCCUGCAGCAUGACAGAGCUCCAUGAAGCCGUGGCUGUGGGUGACUAUGACCUGGUGAAGAAGAUUUUGAAGGCAGGGCGCUGUGACCCAAACCAGAAGGAUGUUGACUGGCAUGGCAGGACCCCCCUGCACUGGGCUGCUGCCAAAGGGCGGUCGGACCUGGUCAGGCUCCUGGUGGGUCACGGUGCCCGGCCCUGCCUGCGGAGCGAUGUGGGCUGGACCGCGGCGCACUUCGCUGCCGAGGCGGGCAAGCUGCGGGUGCUCCACGCCCUUCACUCCCUGCACGCUGCUAUGGAUGCCGCCGACCUCUUCGGAGACACUCCCCGGAGGCUCGCGGAGAUCUACGGACACCAGGAGUGCUCCAGAUUCUUGGAAAAAGCAGAGGUGGAGAGCAGGAACUACCGCAGGAAAGCUGCACUGAGAAAAAUCCCCUUAGACCAGAGAGAUGAAGACUGGGAACUCAAGAAAGAAGAGCUUAAGAAAAAUCCACCAUGUUUUUGGGAGAAGUGUACGGCCUCUAUUCUAAAGAAAAAUGGGGGGGAAAGGGGGAAGCAAUAGUGUUUGGUGCCUGUUUGGUGCCUCUGAGCACUUGCAAUGCAGAGCAAAGGCACUGGCAGACUUCAGAUGGAUCUGCAGUGUGAUAUUUGUGUGAACAGAAUAAGCAGAAGGCUACAAGAGUCCAUCCUUAGAGACACACUGUAAAUAAUCUCCUUAAGAGCUAGAAGAGCUUCAGCCUCUCUGUGUGUUUCUAUGUAUCUGAUCUCUAAAAUAAAAACAAUUGAAGGAUAUGUUUAAAUAUACCAAUACUGUAAAUCACUGCAAUGUUUUGAGUUCCUGCAAUGGCAGUUACACAUAUGGCCAGGGAAAAAAUAGUCUUGAUCCUACCUGAUUCACAAAAGCAUCUUGGAUUGUGGUUCUGCUUGCUCUGCUGAUGUCUGUGGCCUUUGCAUCUUUACUUCUGUCACUGAGUCAACCAGGAGGCUCUACAUGGACUUGCAGCCUCUGGUGAUGCCUGUCUCAUUUCUUGGAAGUGAGAUGUACUUGCUUCUUCUGGAUAAAGCUGAGAUAUUAAUGCUAAUAUUUCACUUGACACAUGGGUCCAACAGCCUGAAUCUUCCAUUCCUGGCCCAGCUAAAGGGAAAAUGUGCUCCUUCCUUGCUGCUUUCAGACAGCUGUGACUACCAAGGGUACUGGAGCACUGCCAUUUUUUAGCAUUGUCCCCAGCCAUAUUCAUGUUUCUGCAAAUAGAACUGGUGUGCAAGUGUUAUUGAGUUCUGCUUCUGCUCAUCAAUGCUUCCCAUGGCAAAAGCAUUUUUAACACUUUCACUUCUCAGUCAUAAAGACUUGGAAUGUGACUCAGAGCAGUUUUCCAUACUGUGCCAGCACGGGGCAGCCAUUACCAUUGAGUUGUGGCACCUGUCAUGUGUCAGCUUCUCCAGGCUGGGCACAUCCUUCGUCUGUCCCCAUGGGCUGUGCAGGGUGGCUGUGCUGAUGGACACCCUGUCCCCUGCAGUGCCAGCUGAGUGGGGCUGGUGCACAGGAGUGGGAUUCUGUGCUGGCUGUCACAUUUUCAUGGGGAUGGAAGGAGGGAUCUGCAGUGUGAUUCACUGGGACUGUGGUGUUUUAUGUGGUGAUUUUUGCAAGGUGCUGGAUUUUGCCUGCUGAGUCUUGUGGCAUGUGAGGUUGGGAGGGAUGGAUGUUGCACUAGAUGUAGGGUAUGAGAUGGAUCUUCCAGGGCUUUCCUGUGAAAGUGGUUGGGAUUGUCAUGUUAAAGGAUGAAGUUCAUGAGCAGCAGCAGGGGAAGAAGGGAUGUGUGGCUUUUUGUCCUUUCAAGGUCUCUCACAGGGGAGAUGCGUCCAGCAGAGCUGCUUACAAUCUGCCUCUGGACCUGAGCUAAUGGUAGAAGUGACCAAUUCAGGUUCUGCUCCAUUCUACAUGUUUCACUUGCUGUGGUGGGUUGACCUCAGGGAGCAGACAAAUGCCCACCCAGCUGUUCCUUCUCUGUCACCCAUAAAUGAGGUGGAAAAUAGGAUGGGAAAACUGAUGGAUCGAGAAAAAUACAGUGAAAUCAUUAAACAGUUACUGUCACAGAUGAAACAGACUUGAUGUGCAGAAAAUGAAUUUAUUUACCUACUAAAAGUACAAUAGGAGGAUGAGAAAUAAACACAAACUAGAACCCGCCUCCUCCACCACCCUUUCAUCUGAAGUUCAACUUCCCUCCUUCAUCUCCAGCUCCUCCACCUCCUCCUCCACAGCAGCACAGGGGAAGGAGAAUGAAAUUGCAGUCAGUUCACAGUGAGUUUUCUCUUCCACUCCCUUUUCAUGCUGUUUCCCUCAUUCAGAACAAAACUUGGGUGUUUCACUGAGCCAGAGUGCACUGGGAAAAGCCAACCUCAUCUCCAGGUGAGAGCAGGCCAGGAGAGCAGUCCCACAGAGCAGGCAAUCCUGUCCUUGCAGGCAGUGGGGCACAGAGGACACGCAGGGCUGGAGUGGGAAGGAGGCUCUGCAGCCCCUGAGCUCCCCGGGGCCGUUCCUGCCUCGCUCUUUGUGGCUCAGUGACCACCUCUGGGGAGUGUCAGGGCUCAGCGUGUUCACACUGAGCUAUCAGCCACUGCCAGGCACUCAUACAGCCCAUAAUAUAUCACACAGAAGGAAAGGUAAACCAAAAUACAGAGAAACCCUGCAGUUGAUUUCAGUUGUUUCCAUCAGAAAAUGCCAGAGCAUUUGGUGGCCAGUUCGCAGUAUUUUAACUAUC